AUGACGGUAGGCUCGGGGUAUAGUAUCUCGGGGUUCAUCACCGAGGCCGAGCUAUAUUCGGACUUGAUCCUCGGGCCUCGCCGUGGUCGGCCACAAACCACGCGCAGGUGGUGCAAACAGUACUACCAGUUCUUCCUGGCCCAGGGCAUCAUCGGCGUAAACAGCAUGGGCUUGUCCCUAGCCCCCGCACUCUCGUCUACAGCGCAAUACUUCCAGAAAAAACGCGCGGCCGCUAUGGAAAUCACCAUAGCAGGCUUCUCGUUUAGUGGCGUUAUUUUCCCAGCUGCCCUCAAGCGGAUGGUUGACUCCUCGCUCGGAUUCGCCUGGGCCGCCUGA
Molecule: messenger RNA, 336 nt
Organism: Aspergillus candidus
Lineage: Eukaryota; Fungi; Ascomycota; Eurotiomycetes; Eurotiales; Aspergillaceae
Exons: 2
Coding region: 1-336 (111 amino acids)
Cellular component (GO): fungal-type vacuole membrane
Source: RefSeq, a predicted model, not a curated record